Messenger RNA from Rotaria sp. Silwood2, 552 nucleotides. Lineage: Eukaryota; Metazoa; Rotifera; Eurotatoria; Philodinida; Philodinidae. The record is from the annotation of a GenBank genome assembly.
AUGACUAUUACGAUUAUACUAAUAGGAGCUUUAAUUAGCCUUGUCUUUUACUAUUUGUGGACAUUAAAAUCAAAUUAUGAUUAUUUUAAGCGAAGAAAUAUUCCUGGUCCACCACCUAAACUCUUCUUUGGCCAUUAUUUAAGUAUAUGGAGUACACUCUCUUUUAAUCGUCAAAUUCCAGAAUGGACUCGUAAAUAUGGUUCUCUCUAUGGAAUUUUUCAAGGAACACGUCCCAUAUAUGUUGCAUCAGACGUUGAUUUCUUACAGGAAGUAUUUAUCAAACAAUUUUCACUGUUUCAUUCACGUCCUAUGAACUUUCUUGUUCGAAUGCUGAAAAGUAAUGCACCUGGUUUAGCUUCUGCACAUGGAAAUCAAUGGCGACGUCAACGUCAUGUCAUUAAUCCAACAUUUACGACAGUCAAAUUGAAAAUGAUGACACCACUUAUGAAUAAAUGUAUUAGAUCAUUGAUGAACAAAAUCGAUGAAAAAAUUGAUAAUGAAUUCAAUAUUUUUACAUUAUACAAACGAUUGACUAUGGACGUUAUGUGUUAG